AUGGUGAAGAUGGACGAGGCGAAAAAACGGAGGAACUUGUUGCAAACCAUUUUUGAGCAACACGCCGUUAGGAAGAAAAAAAAGGCAAAGAUCAAUCUAAGGAUAGUAUACGGAUCGGAAGGGUCCAACAGCUACAAGAAGGCGAAGGGGUUUCUAAACGAAUUCAUACAAUUUUUCAAAGACAUAGAAAAUAUAUGUAACGAGGUAAAUAGAAUAGUAACGGAGGAGGGAGGGAGCCACCACAUUUUCAACGGAAGGAAAAACGAACUGUAUCACGGGGAUGACAACAGACUGGUGAAAUAUUUUAAGGAGUAUUCAGAAUUGUUACAAAGGAAGAAUGAACAAAGUGGAAGGAAUGGCAAAAAGGAUUCAUUCAAAACGGAGAGGGUAAAUGCUGCACAUGAAGCUUUACAAGAAUUUCAAGAGAAGGAAAAAAAAUGUAGCGAUAAAUUUGUGAACUACCUAGACUGUUGCAUAAGCAACAAUGUCUGCACAGUCAACUUUGAUUUUGUGAACGGCAACGAGUUCAACGAUUAUACGUUCUUCGAACGCACCAGUGAAUAUGACUUAAAUGUGAUGGUACUAUUUGUUAGUACAGCUAGUAACGGUUCUUUCCCCAGGAAUUGCUACAAGUUUGAACAGCUGUUGGAAGAUUUAUUUAACGACUUCCGCGUUGAAAAAGAUUUUUUAAAAAAUAUUUUUUAUACUUGCAUAGGGUUUGGAAACAAACAGUACGGAAGUACUCACUUUUGCGCACCUGUUAAGAAGUGUGACAAAUAUCUCACCUCCUUGGGUGCACAAAAAUUGUUUAGGACGUUAAAACUGUGUGAUGAGGAAAACAACGAAGAAACAUUCCUUCUGUGGAAAUGCAGUUUAUUUAAGACGAUCAGUUUGGGUUUCCUUUUCUACUGUUUUAAUUUUCCCCAGUUAGGGUCCUUCAUGCCGUAUGCAGACAGGAAGAUUUACAAUUCGCUGCAGCACUAUUGCUUCUUUUUUUGCGCAAAGGGGGAAAAUAGGAAGGGCAGAGAUGAAAACUUCAGGGUGGGGAGCAGAACGGAUGUGGCGUCGAUUGAGGUGCCAUAUCAGGGGGGGCAACACAACCAUGUGACUGUUCAGAAGAGGGAAAGUCCUCAAGCGGUCGAUCCCCCCAUUGAGGAUACCCUUAAAGUGGACCCUCCUACCAACGCAUCUUGCAGCACCUGCGGGGAAGGCACCCACAACGGGUGUACCCCCCCCAAUGGUGACGAAUGGGAAGAAGUACCCACCGCCCAAAGCAGCGACGAUGAAAUGGUAGAAAAAAGUCCACAUUCGUAUGGAAUAAAAAAAAGGGAAGAUGUGAAGGCAAGUACCUCUCUCUGUAGCAGCGGUGACGAAUUGGAGGACCUCAUCCCAGACAAACCGAAGGAUAUGCUUACAUCCAACCAACGAAAUAAACUAACAAAGGAAGGAUACAAAAUUAUCGGUUCGCAUAGUGCAGUAAAGUUAUGCAGAUGGACAAAAUCGCAUUUAAGAGGUCGAGGUGGAUGCUACAAACAUACCUUUUAUGGAAUUAAUUCUUAUCAAUGUAUGGAAGCUACGCCAAGUUUAGCUUGUGCCAAUAAAUGCGUCUUCUGUUGGAGACAUCACAAAAACCCAGUGGGGACUCACUGGAAAUGGAAUAAAGACGACGCAGAAAUGAUAGUAAAUGAAGCACUUAAAAAACAUAAAGGUAUGAUAAAAGAACUGAAAGGAGCACAUGGAGUUGUUAAAGAAAGAUUUGACGAAGCAGCUAAUGUUAGACAUUGUGCCUUGUCCCUAGUGGGGGAACCAAUCAUGUACCCAGAUAUUAACAAGCUAAUUGAUGAGCUGCAUAGUAAGAACGUUUCGACCUUCCUAGUUACGAAUGCACAGUUCCCAAAUGAGUUGCAAAAAUUACACAAAGUGACACAACUGUACCUUUCGAUUGAUGCACCUAAUGAAGAGGCUUUAAAAAACAUAGACAGGCCAUUGUUUAAAGAUUUUUGGGACCGCUACAUACGAUGCAUUAAGAUUCUAAAAAAGAGAAAAGAAAGAACGGUGUUUAGAUUUACCCUAGUCAAGGAAUAUAAUAUGAUGUCUGAAGAAAUUUUAAGUUAUUCUAAGUUGGUAGAAUAUGGCUACCCAGAUUUUAUUGAAAUAAAAGCUGUAACUUAUUGUGGUUCCUCCGAUGGUUAUCAACUUACUAUGAAAAAUAUUCCAUGGCAUGAAGAAGUCUACCAGUUUGCCUACAGUUUAAUACACUCUAAUGGGUACCUUUCCGAUUCGUAUGAAAUUGCCUGUGAGCAUAGACACUCUUGCAGUAUUUUAAUAGCAAAAAAAGAAUUCAAAAUAAAUGAUAAAUGGCACACUUGGAUUGAUUAUGAGAAGUUUCAAUUUUUGGUGAGGCAGAAUAAAGAUUUUACCGCCGCUGACUACUGUGCCGAAACCCCAUCCUGGGCCGUCAUGGGUGCAGAGGAACGGGGCUUCAACCCCUGCGAUGAGAGGGUCUACACGAAGGGCAAAAACAAAAAUAAGCCGCCCCUUACGGAGAACACCUCGCAGUGA
This is a messenger RNA of Plasmodium coatneyi, 2562 nucleotides long. RefSeq lists its product as uncharacterized. The record is from RefSeq and is a predicted model, not a curated record. Gene Ontology annotation, biological process: wybutosine biosynthetic process. The transcript has a single exon. Gene Ontology annotation, molecular function: 4 iron, 4 sulfur cluster binding; FMN binding; catalytic activity. Bases 1 to 2562 code for a protein of 853 amino acids. Lineage: Eukaryota; Apicomplexa; Aconoidasida; Haemosporida; Plasmodiidae.